CCCUUGAAAGCAGCUUUUCAGCUCGGAGUCCAGAGCCAUGAGCAAUCUGGGAAGCCCAUCCGUACGUAUCUCCGCAGUCUCUAACGUCUAAAUCAAGUUUGAGGCGUUUGACUUUGGUGAUUGUUUCCUGGAAUUGAGAGAUACAGAGAAAACAGCGAAGAGCAAAAGAAUGGAUGCUUAUACGUGGCACAAAGUAGCUGCUAUUUCCGGAGUUGCAGCACUUGGGUUGGGCACAUAUGGUGCCCAUGUCUUCAAGCCCCAGAAUCCGUCUUACAAGGAGGUAUGGCAAACAGCAUCUCUAUACCAUUUGGUUCAUACUGCAGCUCUUCUUGCUACCCCUCUCACUAAAAAACCCCACAUUUUUGGGGGCCUCUUGACAACUGGGAUUCUUGCUUUCUCUGGGACGUGUUACACUGUGGCUUUACUUGAGGACAGAAAGUAUGCUACCUUGGCUCCAUUUGGUGGCUUUGCAUUUAUUGCUGCAUGGGCAAGCUUGCUUUUCUGAGGCAUAUCUUUCAUUUCUGCAUUACUUGCAUCGCUCUAUUGUGGGAUUAAUAAUUCAAUUGCUGUAAUUUUAUUUGAUAUCAUGCACAUUAAUAUUGUAAUUUGUAUGCAGAGGUGGGCAUAGCUCUGUAGUAGCUGCAUGUAUGUUGAACCUGAGAGACUCAGGUUCGACUCUCCCCUCCCAACAUAUGUUAUAAAAAAAGAAACUCCUAAUUUGUAUUGUA
This is a messenger RNA of Hevea brasiliensis (rubber tree), 728 nucleotides long. RefSeq lists its product as uncharacterized. Bases 170 to 505 code for a protein of 111 amino acids. The transcript is spliced from 5 exons. The record is from RefSeq and is a predicted model, not a curated record. Lineage: Eukaryota; Viridiplantae; Streptophyta; Magnoliopsida; Malpighiales; Euphorbiaceae.